Molecule: messenger RNA, 1182 nt
Organism: Eurypyga helias (sunbittern)
Lineage: Eukaryota; Metazoa; Chordata; Aves; Eurypygiformes; Eurypygidae
Gene: IGF2BP3
Product: insulin-like growth factor 2 mRNA binding protein 3
Exons: 7
Biological process (GO): nervous system development; regulation of gene expression
Cellular component (GO): cytosol; nucleus; cytoplasm
Molecular function (GO): mRNA 3'-UTR binding
Source: RefSeq, a predicted model, not a curated record
GUUGCAGGACUUGACACUCUAUAAUCCGGAAAGGACCAUUACAGUCAAAGGCAGUAUUGAAACUUGUGCCAAGGCUGAGGAAGAAAUUAUGAAGAAAAUCAGGGAGUCCUAUGAAAAUGAUAUUGCUGCUAUGAAUCUUCAAGCACAUUUAAUUCCUGGAUUAAAUCUGAAUGCCUUGGGUCUGUUCCCACCUUCUUCUUCAGGAAUACCACCUCCUGCAGUGAGUGUGGCCUCCGCUGCUGCUGCUGCUUCAUAUCCACCGUUUGGGCAACAGCCCGAGUCUGAGACUGUUCAUCUGUUCAUCCCAGCCUUGGCAGUUGGAGCUAUUAUUGGCAAGCAGGGACAGCACAUCAAACAACUUUCUCGUUUUGCAGGCGCAUCUAUUAAGAUUGCCCCUGCUGAAGGACCGGAUGCCAAGCUGAGAAUGGUUAUCAUCACUGGACCUCCAGAAGCUCAGUUCAAGGCUCAAGGGAGGAUCUAUGGAAAACUUAAAGAAGAAAAUUUCUUUGGACCUAAAGAAGAAGUGAAACUUGAGGCUCAUAUAAAAGUGCCAUCUUAUGCUGCUGGUAGAGUUAUUGGUAAAGGAGGCAAAACGGUAAAUGAGCUUCAAAACUUGACAAGUGCAGAAGUUGUAGUCCCUCGUGACCAGACACCUGAUGAAAACGAUCAGGUGGUUGUGAAAAUAACUGGUCACUUCUAUGCAUGCCAGCUUGCUCAGAGAAAAAUUCAGGAAAUACUGGCUCAGGUAAGAAGGCAGCAGCAACAGCAAAAAACAUUGCAGAGCGGACAGCCUCAGCCCAGACGGAAAUAAAGGUUUAGGAAACGGCCCAGCAGAGACAGAUGCCAGACCAAAGACAGACUGUGCGACGGAGAGACGGGUGGCGAGUACCCGUCGGAGUGAUAUGCAGAAGAUCCACCAAGCCAAUCACCUGUUCGAGGACCAGGCAACCGCUGAACGCUGUCUCUGAGAAUGUAUUCUUUAGGCUCUCUCAAACUUUUGAAACCCAGCUUUAAAAUAAGGACCCCUUCACUUCCCUUUUGUUCUAUUCUCACAACUUAACAUCAACUCGUUAGUCUUUUUUUAUUGUUAUUAUUAUUCCCCAACAAUUUUAGGACUUGGUUUAAUGAAGCUUUCUCUUCUGAGUUCACUGGUUUAAAAAAAAAAAAGAAAAAAAGAAAAAA